UUCAGAUAUUAUUUUCUUUUUUCUUAUGAGAAACUUUUUCAUUUCUCACCACUAAAGAUGAUCUAAUACAUACCGACUAUAUUAGUUCAUCAAUAUAGUAUAAUAAUGGAAAAAAAUAUAUUUGAAUACACAUUCUGAAAAACAAAACUAUAUAUUGAGCCGUUCUUGCAAGAUAAUACUUUGACAAGACCCCUGUAUUUUGAUCGAAUCUCUCUAACCUAUGUAACACCAAAAUUAUAAAUAUUUUUAUUCAUCCUAAUUCUAUAUUUUUAAAACAUAUUUAUUCAUUCUCACAUGACAUAUCUAACACCAAUAUAUAAAAAGAAAAUGUCAGAUUUAAAAUAGGCGACAAAUGAUCUAUAAGCCCGAUCACAUGUAGACAUGUAGUCAAAAUUUUCAACUAUAUAUAUGCAUAGGCGAGAGUUAAUAAGAGUAUCACAAAACAACUGCAAAUCUUCACGUGUUCUCUUUUGCUCAUCACAUGUUCUCUUCUUUCUUCGCCUCUCUCUGCAAAUCUAAUCCUUUCUCUUUUUGGCAUCCCUAGGCUCUUUUUGUGAUUCAUCUUCCAAUAAUUUAAUCCUUUAAAACUUAAAUACAUACGUAUCCACCUACUCAACUUUGGCAUGGACAAGAAGAAGGUUGUUGCAGCUUCAUCGUCAUCGUCAUCUUCUACUUCUUUUGAUCAUAUAUUUGGUCCAAGAGUCUCUUCUUCAUCUUCUUCAGCAACCACUGGACUGUUCACAACCAUCUUCCCACGACCCUCUGCGGGGAUGUUGGGGAGGCAAAUGGACUUUCCAAGUCAAGGUGGACAUGUGAAGUAUCAAUCUGCAAAUGAACGAGGAAAAAGAAGCAACAUAAAAGAGAAAAACAGUUACCAUAAUGAGGAAACAGAACCACCAUGCAACUUGAGCUCUUCAAUUUACUAUGGAGGCCAAGAGAAAUAUUCCUCUACAACAAAUACUAAUAAAGAUACUGAAGGCGAUUCCAAAAGGGCAUCAAGAGGAAACUGGUGGGAAGGGUCGCUUUAUUACUAACAUGCACUGCAUGUCACGCAAUCCUGAUUUUGAGCAACUGCUAAGGGAAUAAGAGACAUAUAAAUCCCCUUACUAUAUUAAAGAGUGUAGCAUAUAUUGCAUAAACAAAGAAUGACUUGUUCUUGGGAUGUUGAUUUGUUGUUUACGUAAACGCAACGCUAAUUAAGACAAGCCUCUUUCUGAUUAUUUUAAAGUUUGUCUAAUAUUUGUCUAUGUGAAAUGAUGCUUUAUGAAUACUUGUACUUUAUAUUUUACAUAAUAAUGAAGCACAUUUGUUACUGGUAUCAAAA
This is a messenger RNA of Brassica rapa (field mustard), 1324 nucleotides long. RefSeq lists its product as uncharacterized. Lineage: Eukaryota; Viridiplantae; Streptophyta; Magnoliopsida; Brassicales; Brassicaceae. The record is from RefSeq and is a predicted model, not a curated record.